AUAAUUUUCAACAAAUAAAUCUGUUGGACAUAGCUUUUAAUUUUCCAAUAGCUAUAUUUUUGAAUUAUCAACGGCUCAAACACUCCAUCUCUAUAUAUUUACACCCCAUUUAUCAAAUUUUACUCACACACUCUCACUUCUUUUGCAUCUAUAGGCAAUACUCAUAAAGAUUCUCCUCUCUUUUCAAAAUCUCUGCAAAAUGGCUAAAGACAAGGAAACGCCGCUACCACUGGGAAAUCCAAGUCGAAAUCUAGAGCACGAAUGAGCAUCCCCGAUGACUGCUUCCACUACCAAGACGGGUCGUUCCUAUGGUUCAACACCGAGGAGGAAGUCACCCGGUUCCUCACAUAUUUCGCCAAACGGGCAGUGGCACCACCAAAGACCCUCCUAGAAAGCCUCCCGGAAAAGCUAGGUUACGACACCCUUGAUGCACAUCUGCACCAAUCCGCACUUUGGCCUUUUGUCUCCAAGUCCCAGAGGACCUACAAUCCGGCGCUGGUUCGAGCCUUCUACCUGAACCUCCGGCGUGACGGAGAUGUCAUCUACAGCAUGGUCAAGAACACGCCCAUUGAGCUCACCGUCUCAAGGCAGUGACAUCUCCAAUUACGGCGGAGAAGACUGGGUCAUCAACAAUGAAGGGUUGGUUAUCAU
Cuscuta campestris is the source of this 651-nucleotide messenger RNA. Lineage: Eukaryota; Viridiplantae; Streptophyta; Magnoliopsida; Solanales; Convolvulaceae. The record is from the annotation of a GenBank genome assembly.